This is a messenger RNA of Tigriopus californicus, 3840 nucleotides long. RefSeq names its product dual specificity protein phosphatase 10-like. The transcript has 2 exons. Lineage: Eukaryota; Metazoa; Arthropoda; Copepoda; Harpacticoida; Harpacticidae. Gene Ontology annotation, biological process: negative regulation of MAPK cascade; protein dephosphorylation. The record is from RefSeq and is a predicted model, not a curated record. The coding region runs from base 1599 to 3275 and encodes 558 amino acids. Gene Ontology annotation, molecular function: protein tyrosine/threonine phosphatase activity; MAP kinase tyrosine/serine/threonine phosphatase activity. Gene Ontology annotation, cellular component: cytoplasm; cytosol.
GACGACAGCACAGAGUUCUGCGGACGGAGGACGGAGAACCAAGGCACUCAAUCAAGUAAGGCUGUAAGAGUAGUGGACUCGAAAAGUUGGAGUCGAGUCACUACUUGUGUAGCUUGGACUCCGGGGAAGUCAGUAGAAUCGCGGGCCGAGUCGAGUGCUGUCCACCAAACGGCCAAGAAACUUGACUCUCACUCCCAAGGCAUCCGUCAAACGGCAGAGAAAGCUGCACACCACGCGAACCGUUCGCUCGUUCAGCGAAGUCGUCAGUGAGUGACCACCGACCGUGUGAGUGCCGAGUGGUAUUCUUCUUCAUUCGUGAGUUCGUUUCCACCCGAGACUUGGAAGUCUUGGAAGUCUUGGAAGGCUGAGAAAAGCAAGGCACUCGCACAAGGUGAAUCCAUCUCGAUCGGCGACACCACACUUCCUCCGUUCGUCCUCCACGGACCGACGGAGGCCGUCCCUGCUGUGUGCUUUCAUCCUCCUCGCCUCUUCGAUCUCUCUCUACAUCCUGCUUGAUUGCUUGCUAGUGGCUUGGUCGGCCUUUGAGCUCACUCAAAAUAGCUCGUGGACCCAAGAAGGAGGAAGGAGAGUGAUCCUUCUACGUUCCUCCGUUCCUUCGUUCCUUCGCUCGCUCUCUCUCUCUCUCUCUCUCUCUCUCUCUCUCUCUCUCUCUCUCUCUCUUGCGUUCAUUCCUCCCUCGUUCCGAUUGUCGUUCGUUCGUUCGUUCGUUCAGUCGUUCGUUCGUUGUUCAGUCGUUCGUCGAUUCGAUCAUUCGUUCGUCUCAAUCUGCCCGUGUCUCCAAAUUCGAGGCAAAGGCUCACCGACUCUCUCUUACUCUCUUUCUCCUUCCCCAUUACGAGAUUGAUACCAGCUGGAUGGCGGUAACAGUCUUGGAUGGGCGACGAGAAACUCGGUGAGUGAUCCAGCCAGCCAGCCAGCCAGCCUUCAGUCCCACAUCUACAACACCUCAACGGCGGUCUUCUUGCCACGCGACCUCACCGAUAUCGAGUGAGAAAGACGUCAAAUUGCGGAUCACCGUGUGGCGUCUCCCUCAGUCUCUUUCUGCUUCCUUCCUGACGGAUUGAAGCACCCAGUGGAACUAUUCCCAAUCUGGCACUCGAACCCUUCAGACCCGUUGGAAGUGCCGUGAUAUUGCGGGAAAAUCAUUCUCAGUGCAAGUGUGGAUGUGAGUUCAUUCCUCAUCCAACUUUCAAUCAGUCAAGGAUUCCAUUCAGGGCUUGUGCGUCUUGGUGGGCCAAACUGUGUCUUUCGCCCGCUCAAAAUUGUUAUGACGAGGCGCUCCUUCUGUACACUUCUGCAAGUCCAUAGAGAGACCUGAUGUGCGAGUGAGCCAAUUGGAUUGUGAAAGCUAAAAGCAAACACUUGAUCACAAAACAAGCACAUUUGUUCAUCCCUCGUCCGUCUGUCCUCUCUCUGCCUCUCCUUGCUUCCCAUCAUCAUCAUCAUCGACACGAGACCCGUGAUUCAUCCGUGUCCGUGUGCCUGUGCGUGUUCAAUUGAGCUCCAACCAGCACCGACCCAUCUCACCUGUCCCAGGCAUUGAACCGCGACGACACUUCUCGGCUUCGCCAUCAUCAAUGUCUGUUCAAGUUGAGUGCUACCACCAUCCUGCGGCGGCUUCAACAUCCCCUCUGUCAAGCUUGGUUGCCACAAAACGACGGGCCUCCUCCUCCAUCUGCAUUUCCACAUCUUCAUCCUCGAACAUGCUGAGUGAGCCGGCCUCUGUGGUGGUCCGGGGGAAAACCAAUAGCACUCUGAAUUCUAGCCGAAGGGACAGCUUGAAGUUGAGCUUCGCUCGCAGUAUUUCCCAGCCUCAUCCCGAGGCCGGGAUCAAUUCCCCCAUUCUGAGCCCGCCCACUCUGUCCCCUUCCCUCCACCCAUCUAAGCGUUGUCGAAUGGAACUGGCCUCCCAAUCUUCGAUGCGCCCGGAUGUGAUCUCCCUUAGCCCUUGCACCACCUCGAAUGUGGCCCCAUUUGCUGCACACAAACCCACCACCUGUCUGCUCCGACCUCCCCCCACCAGCAUUUCGGGUUCCAAGGCACGGACUAUUGAGCCCUUAACUUUGGCCGGCAAAUUAGAGACCAAGCCCACCACAUUUCCCAUCGUUCGAAACGCAAGUGCGCCCAACUCCUCAACUGCUGGUAUCCUUCUGAUUGAUUGUCGACCCUUCAUUGCCUACAAUGUCAAUCAUAUUAAAGGGGCGAUCAAUGUGAACUGCUGUGAUAGAUUCAACCGAAAAAGGCUGCAACAAGGUAAAGCCACCCUGGCUGACUUGGCCACCACCAAAGAAGGCAAAGAGUUGUUGAAGAAGCGAACCUGGAAAGAAGUGGUCGUCUAUGACGACUGCUCCGAGAGCUUGGAACACCUGCCUGUCAGUCACACCCUCUUUCUUGUGAUGAAUGCUUUGGUGGAGGACCACAGAGAACCCAUCAUGCUUCUCGGGGGCCUCCGGGACUUCCAAGUGGGGCAUCGAUCUUUGUGCGAAGACUACCUCAUGAACAGUGGUGCCAGCUCCUCGAAUGGCUUGUGUCGUACCCCCACCUCUCAUCUGUUGCCGGAUCUCCCUUCUCCAUCCGAUAUUUGCAAUACCAAAGACAUUGAGAACCAUCCUGCGUCCCAAGUUCUACCAUAUCUGUUCCUCGGUAACAUGCGAGAUGCCUCUGAUGGGAGCUCCUUAAAGGACCUAGGCAUUAAGUAUGUGUUGAAUGUGACCGCCAAGCCCCCGAACUACCCUCUCGCGUCGGAUUUAGUGUAUAAGCAGAUUUGCGCCUCGGACAGUGGGAUCCAGAACCUGCGGCAGUUUUUUGAGGAAGCCUUUGACUUCAUCGAUCUGGCUCGUUCCAACGCCAGUGGCGUCCUCAUUCAUUGUCAUGCAGGCGUGUCCCGCUCGCCCACCAUUGCGGUAGCUUACCUCAUGAAGCAUUAUCCCAUGGCCAUGUCUGAGGCCUAUAAAUUUGUCAAGACACGCCGCUCCAUCAUUUCCCCCAAUCUCAAUUUCAUGGGUCAGCUCUGGGAAUACGAGCAAGGGCUAAGUGAGCCCACUGCCGAGGAGGCGUCCUCUCACAAAUGUCAAAAAGAGCCGCUUACAGUUGAAAUGAAGGCCGUGAAGGAGAGCAUCCGAAGCCAAAAGUCCUUCUUCCUCGGCUCUUCUUCCUCGGCGUAUGAUCUCAGCACGGUAAAUGAAAAAGGAUUCAAUGGCAUACGUUGGACAGAUCGACCCAAAGAAGAGGAGGAGCAAGGCUGCAGUGUGUAGAAAGAAUUGGAAGCCAACGUCUGAUUUCCAUCUCCUUUUAGAACAAUUCCACUUGAACAGGUCAAAUCUAGUCAAACCCAACAAACGAAGAAACGAAAACCAGCCAGCCAGCCAGCCUCUUGGAGAGGCACUCUUUCUUUAGGCCACACGCGCCUUUGAAAUGAACUCGUCAACAUUGUGAUGGUUGUGCACUCGAGGACUCGAGGAUGGGUGGUCAAAAUAUUCACAUAAUGCGAUCAUUCUCAUUCGUUUUUGGAAGUGACUCGUGGCGGACAGACACCUCAACAGCAUUAUAGAGCAUGCCCAUUGAUUAAAAAAAAACAGAGUUCCAGAAACAAACAAACAAAUAGAGGGAUAUUGAGCAAUGCAACAGAUCCAAGUCAUAUAGGUAUAUCUACGUAUUGUGAAAGCGUAAUUUUGUACAUAACUAAAGCCCGUGGUACCCAGUUGAGAAAGUGGCCCGUGGCAAUUGGCACCGUUCUUUGCCCCUCUGACCGAUGGACGACUAUUUAUUUUAGCAAAGAUUUCAUCACAGUUACCCCUCCCCACCCUCACCCACACACAC